AUGUCGUCCGACAACAAGCCCACCGCGUCGGAGCCGCCAGCGAGUGACAGCAACCUCAGCAAAUCCUUCGCCGAUCGCCUUACAUUCCCCGCUGACGGCAAAUCAUCCUCCAACGGCGACAGCAGCAAUCCCACAAAGUUCAACUGGGCGGAUGAAGUGACGACGCCCAUCGACGACUCGAAGAAGUCCGCUGGGAUGGAGCCCAAGGACGGCGAGAAGGAGAAGAGCUCUCUCGGUGACGCUCAGGUGGAUGGCGCGAACAUCUAUAUCGGCGGCAGCUCCCUGCAAGAGCCCGAGUUCGACGUCAACGUGAAGCUGGCCGACCUCCAAGCAGACCCACACAACCCGCUAUUCUCAGCAAAGUCGUUCGAUGAGCUCAAUCUGCGUCAGGAACUCAUCCAAGGCCUCUCCGUCAUGAGCUUCCACAAGCCUUCCAAGAUUCAAGAGCGCGCCCUACCCCUCCUCCUCAUGAACCCUCCACGCAACCUGAUCGGCCAGUCGCAGUCCGGCACCGGCAAGACUGCCGCUUUCGUCCUCAACAUCCUCUCACGCAUCGACCUCAACACCGACCAGCCACAAGCGCUCGUCCUGGCUCCCACCCGCGAGCUUGCCAAGCAGAUCUCCAACGUCUGCUCCAUCAUGGGUGCCUUCCUACAAGAGGCAGGCCUCAAGGUCACCGAGGCCAUCCCCAACCCAGCCAUGCGCGGACAGCAGUACAGGGGCCAGGUCAUCGUCGGCACUCCCGGCACCACCAUGGACAUGAUCAAGAGGCGCCAGCUUGACGGUAAGGGCAUCAAGAUCCUCACGCUCGACGAGGCAGACAACAUGCUGGAUCUGCAGGGCAUGGGUGAUCAGUGCAAGCGGGUGAAGGCAUUGCUGCCACGCGACGUCCAGACAGUGCUCUUCUCUGCCACCUUCCCACCUGAAGUGCUCGACUUUGCCGGCGUCUUCGCGCCGAACGCCAAUCAGCUCACUCUCGAGGUCGAGAAGCUGACCGUCAAGGGCAUCAAGCAGAUGUACCUGGACUGCGACUCGGACGAAGCCAAGUACAAUGCGCUCGUAAAGUUCUACGGCCUGAUGACCAUCGCAUCCAGCAUCAUCUUUGUGCAUCGCCGUACCACUGCAGCAGAGAUCGAGAGGCGUAUGACAGCAGAAGGCCACGCAGUCGCUUCUCUCACCGGUGCGUUGGAGGGCGGCGAUCGUGAUGAAGUCUUCAACAGGUUUCGGUCUGGCGAGGCCAAAGUCCUCAUCACCACCAACGUCCUCGCCCGCGGCAUCGACGUCCAGACCGUCACCAUGGUCAUCAACUACGACAUCCCCGAGACGGCCGGCGGCAAACCCGACUUCGAGACCUACCUCCACCGCAUCGGGCGUACGGGGCGGUUUGGUCGAACUGGCGCCGCGCUAAGCUUCGUGCACGACAAGAAGAGCUGGCAGAAUUUGAUGAGCAUCUGCAAUCACUUUGGUGUGGAGCCGACGAAGCUUGAUACCGAGGACUGGGAUCAUGUGGAGAAGAUGCUGAAGCAGAUUAUGAAGAAUGCGCGGAACGUGGUGGAGGGGGAUGGAAUGGAGGGUUGA
Messenger RNA from Saxophila tyrrhenica, 1578 nucleotides. It is a transcript of the gene DBP5, whose product is annotated as RNA helicase required for poly(A+) mRNA export. The record is from RefSeq and is a predicted model, not a curated record. NCBI's taxonomy places the organism in Eukaryota, Fungi, Ascomycota, Dothideomycetes, Mycosphaerellales, Extremaceae. Bases 1 to 1578 code for a protein of 525 amino acids. Gene Ontology annotation, cellular component: cytoplasmic stress granule; nucleus. The transcript has 3 exons. Gene Ontology annotation, molecular function: RNA binding; ATP binding; RNA helicase activity. Gene Ontology annotation, biological process: poly(A)+ mRNA export from nucleus.